Acanthoscelides obtectus is the source of this 1703-nucleotide messenger RNA. Lineage: Eukaryota; Metazoa; Arthropoda; Insecta; Coleoptera; Chrysomelidae. The record is from the annotation of a GenBank genome assembly.
UCGCAAUCUUGAUUUAGAAAACUUGAGUAGUAAAUAAACACGUAUUAUUCUUCGCUGCAGUUUAAUAUUUAAAAAGAUCGCCAUGCCGAAGGUAUCAAGCUCUAAAGCUGAUUUACUUAACAAAUGGAUAAAGAAUGCUAAACAUUUAUCCACUGAUGGAACAGUUGUAUACUAUAACGCCUGUUCAAAGCAAGUAUCCUCAAACCAGAAAUUUCAAAUCGAUCAACACCUUGCUACAGCCAUUCACAAGGAAAUGGAGAAACAAUUUAACGGGAAAGUGCAACAAACGUUUGUUUCAACUACAUGAUGUGGCAGCUCCCAACAAAACCAGGAUUCUAAAAAUGAAUUUUAUUUUGAUUUAUGCAACUCCAUGGCACAAUCAAACAUACCAUGGAAUAAAUUAGAACAACCGGCGUUCCGUAAAUUUUUAGAAAAAUAUUGUAACCGCCAUAUCCCAAAUGAAUCCACAUUGCGCAAAAACUAUUUGAUGAAAUGUUACCAGGUACGUUUAGAAAAUAUUAGGGAAAAGUUAUGCAACACAAAUAUUUAUAUUCAAGUUGACGAAACAACAGAUGCAUGUGGUCUAUGUUGCCAAUAUACUUGUUGGUAUUUUAAACGAGUCUACCCCUCCAGUGUCUUAUUUAAUUAAUUCAGCAGCCUUAGAAAAAACCAAUCACUCGACCGUUGCACGUUUUAAUAAUGAUAGUUUAACCCUACUAUAUGCACCAAAUCCAGUUAAAUCAGAAAACGAAAAAUUGAUGCUUUCUGAUGCAGCCGUUUAUAUGAUCAAGGCUGGAAAAACUUUACUGGUAUUUUACCCGGAAUUAAUACAUUUCACCUGUAUGGCUCAUGCAUUGAAUAGAUUAGCCGAAUUAGUACGUGCAGAAUAUCCUUCUGUUAAUUAUUUAAUUAAUAACGGAAAAAAGGUCUUUUUAAAAGCUCCCCUAAGGGUAGAAUUUUACAAAGAAAUGGCUCCUGGCUUGCCCUUACCACCUGAGCAUGUUAUUACAAGAUGGGGUACAUGGCUCAAUGCUGCCUUGUUUUAUGCAGAUAAUUUCGUAAUAAUCAAAGAAAUUUUUCAUUCGCUUGACGCUGAUUCUAUAGCACUUAGAUCUUUUGUAAGGAAUCGAUACUAGAGUCACACAUUUUAGAAGACUUAGACUUUAUUAAAGCUCAUUUUUUCAUGUUAGCAAAAGCAAUAAUGGAGCUGGAAACUACCUAGUUGUCAUUAAACGACUCUUUCAGAAUCUUAGAAAAGGUGAUUGAAGAACUAAGUCUUAUUCCUCUUGAAACUGGAAACAAAAUUAGGGUUAAAUGGGAAAGUUUUUUAUCUCGCAGUCCUGGAUACCAACAAAUAAAAAAUGUUUGUUACAUUUUGAGAGGACAGAACCAAAUUGAUCCGGAUAUUAAAAUGAAGCCUUCAGACAUAGCUUCCUUGAAAUUUGCGCCGAUCACAUCAUGUGAUGUGGAGCGUUCAUUUUCGGCAUUUAAAAAUUUAUUAACAGACAAACGCCAUAAUUUAAGCAUGGAUAGUAUUAACCAGUUAUUAGUUUUAUACUGCAACCCUAUCGUUUAACUUUUUGUGUGGGUUAGUUUGGAUUAGUACUGUACUGUUCAUUACAGAAAAACCUAUUUUGUUUUGUUGACUUUUAGUUUAAUAUUAUUUGAUAUGAUAUUAUAUUAAUUAUUAUAUUAAACAUAAU